AUGGGUAGUCUUAUUUCCCUUGAACUUAUUAACGUUGAACUACAAUUUAUUUCCGAGCCUGAUAACUACAAUUGGCUUAACUGGAAUUUGUUGGCUUUUGUUCUGCCAAUCUUUGCCAUCAUUUUAAUUUUAAUUAUUUGCUUAAUCAAACAACACCACCCAAAACGAAACACUCAACGGUGGACACCUCCGCCGACUUUUCUCGUAAUUUUGUUAUUUAUCCUUAUCGCUCUUGUUAGCGACACUAACUCAUUUCCAGGCCGUAAAUCUCCGUUGCGGAAGAAACCCCCUCUUUUUAAACGCCUAGGAAAACCUAUUGCUAAAGGUACUAUUCCAAUUUUAGCCACCUCAGCUGUUUAUCUAGGUUUCGAAUCCUUCGCCCAAUUUUUAACUGAACAUCCCGACCUUUCGGUAGCGGUUCUAUCCGUUUUCGGCUGCCUGUCCGUCCUUGUAUUACUGUUAAUAGUAAAAGUAGCCAUCUUCCUAUUCCAUUUGUUCAAGGGCAAAAACGCCCGACCGCAACCUCCUAUUGAAUUACAAGACUUAAAUUCCAACAUUCAGGAGCUCGUUAACCGUUCCAACCCACGACACUAA
Messenger RNA from Meloidogyne enterolobii, 594 nucleotides. The record is from the annotation of a GenBank genome assembly. Lineage: Eukaryota; Metazoa; Nematoda; Chromadorea; Rhabditida; Meloidogynidae.